Aphanomyces astaci is the source of this 264-nucleotide messenger RNA. RefSeq lists its product as hypothetical. The record is from RefSeq and is a predicted model, not a curated record. The coding region runs from base 1 to 264 and encodes 87 amino acids. The transcript has 2 exons. Lineage: Eukaryota; Oomycota; Saprolegniomycetes; Saprolegniales; Verrucalvaceae.
AUGGGUGCUACCAAGACCUCUUGCGCCACCGCGUUGGCCCACCAGAGCCACCACGACAUUGCGACCCAACCGAGCGCACAACAUAAUAUGAAGGGCGAUUGUUAUCGCUACAUGGCAGAAAUUCACGAUGGGGUAACCAGCAGCACCAAGCUGGCGUUGGCGAGCUACGACAAGGCGUGGACCCUCGUAACGGCGGAGCUAGCCCCGACCCACCCCCUCCGGUUGAGUCUGGCGCUGAAAUUCUGGGUGCUUAGGUCAUUCUGA